UGAGGACUGGUACCUACAGACAACUGUUCCAUCCUGAGCAGCUGAUUACUGGUAAAGAGGAUGCCGCUAACAACUAUGCCAGAGGUCACUACACAAUUGGAAAAGAAAUCAUCGAUCUUGUUCUCGAUAGGAUUAGGAAACUGGCUGAUCAGUGCACUGGUCUUCAAGGCUUCCUGAUUUUCCACUCCUUCGGUGGAGGCACUGGUUCUGGAUUGACGUCUCUCCUCUGCGAAAGGCUAUCUGUAGAUUACGGAAAGAAAUCUAAACUGGAAUUCUCCAUCUACCCCUCUCCCCAAAUAUCGACUGCUGUGGUUGAGCCGUAUAACUCUAUUCUGACCACUCAUACCACCCUGGAGCACUCUGAUUGUGCCUUCAUGGUCGACAAUGAGGCCAUGUACGACAUCUGCCGAAGAAACCUUGAUAUUGAGAGGCCAACCUACACCAACUUAAACAGGCUGAUUGGACAGAUCGUGUCCUCCAUUACUGCUUCUCUUCGAUUCGAUGGUGCCCUGAAUGUUGAUCUAACUGAGUUCCAGACCAACUUGGUGCCCUACCCCAGGAUUCACUUCCCUCUGGUAACUUAUGCUCCAGUCAUCUCUGCUGAGAAAGCCUACCAUGAGCAGCUCUCUGUUGCUGAGAUCACAAACGCUUGUUUCGAGCCAGCCAACCAAAUGGUGAAAUGCGAUCCAAGACACGGCAAAUACAUGGCUUGUUGCAUGUUGUACAGAGGAGAUGUCGUUCCCAAGGAUGUGAACGCUGCUAUCGCCACCAUCAAGACUAAGAGAACCAUCCAGUUCGUCGACUGGUGUCCCACCGGAUUCAAGGUUGGCAUCAACUACCAACCCCCAACCGUUGUUCCUGGAGGUGACUUGGCUAAGGUCCAGAGAGCAGUUUGCAUGUUGUCCAACACCACAGCAAUUGCUGAGGCCUGGGCUCGUCUGGAUCAUAAGUUUGAUCUGAUGUACGCCAAGAGAGCCUUCGUCCACUGGUACGUAGGAGAAGGUAUGGAAGAGGGUGAGUUCUCUGAGGCUAGAGAGGAUCUGGCUGCUCUGGAGAAGGAUUACGAAGAGGUUGGAGUUGACUCUGUCGAGAGUGGAGAGGAAGAAGAUGGCGAGGAGUACUAAGAAAUAGAUCAAUUGCUGAAUCAAACUAAUUAUCGGAUAAAAAACGUUAUUUGAAAAAUAGUUUUUUAUCUUGACAAUCUUUACCACCUUAUCGGUUAUAAUUCACAUGGUUCGAACUGUGCACGUUAUCGUUAUGCACGCUUUUCUUUCGCCAGAAAUAUCUUUUUGACAAAAGAGUCACCAGUCAUACCCAUUUUAGCAAAGCGCCGACGGAAUAGAUUAUAGAUCAUAACCAGUUUUAUCGUUAAUUGAUGUUUAA
Messenger RNA from Bolinopsis microptera, 1383 nucleotides. Its product is annotated as tubulin alpha chain. Gene Ontology annotation, cellular component: microtubule; cytoplasm. The transcript has 4 exons. Gene Ontology annotation, biological process: mitotic cell cycle; microtubule cytoskeleton organization. Bases 375 to 1124 code for a protein of 249 amino acids. The record is from RefSeq and is a predicted model, not a curated record. Gene Ontology annotation, molecular function: structural constituent of cytoskeleton; GTP binding. Lineage: Eukaryota; Metazoa; Ctenophora; Tentaculata; Lobata; Bolinopsidae.